CUCAUUUAACCAAUAUAAAUAUCCCACCCACCUCAUUCUCCAAACACAGAUAAACUCUUUCAUUCCUCUCUCCAACUUCCUUCAAUAGAAUGGGAUUCCCGAUAAGAUACCCUGAAGUCUCCGUUUCCAACCUCUUCCUCCACCUUCUCUCUCUCUUCGCCUUUCUACGAUCCUUAGCCAUCUCCUUCCUCUCUCUCCUCCACCUCUCCGACAUCUCCACCGCCACCUCGUCGGAAUCACACUCCGACCAUCCCACCCUCUCCGCAACCCUCAUCCGCGAAUUCCUCCCCGUCGUCAACUUCCGUGACCUUGCCGAAGAUUCGAAAUCAGUGGAGUGCGCGGUGUGUCUGAACGAAUUUGCCGGCGAGGAAGAGAUCAGGUGUAUGACGAAUUGUAAACAUAUUUUUCACAAGAGAUGUGUGGACAGUUGGAUUGAUCAUGAUCAGAAGACGUGUCCGCUUUGUAGGACCCAAUUUGUACCUUAUAAGAAAAUGGAAGAUUAUAAUCAACGGUUAUGGAAAGCUUGUGAAUCUGAAUCUGAAUGUGAAUAUGAUGAUGAUUAUGCUCUUUUUUCUCAUCAUGAUGAUGAUCCCCUCAUUGCUUCACUUUGAUUUUCUCCUUAUAUUUUUAUAGGAGUUUUUGUUUUUGGGUGGUAAAUUGUAUAUAAAUUACACCAAAAAUUGCAGUGAAUGAUAAAAAUAGAGAUAUUAAUGGUUA
Molecule: messenger RNA, 717 nt
Organism: Vicia villosa (hairy vetch)
Lineage: Eukaryota; Viridiplantae; Streptophyta; Magnoliopsida; Fabales; Fabaceae
Product: brassinosteroid-responsive RING protein 1-like
Exons: 1
Coding region: 90-611 (173 amino acids)
Source: RefSeq, a predicted model, not a curated record